CUUGGCUCACGGGUCAUGUAGAAUACUAGAAUAGAUCUUCAUUCUUCAAUCUCCUCUCAAGCCCUAACCCUAACACAAAACCGAAUUCCAUGUAAAAAGAGGGAGAAAUUAAAGAAUAUUUUGCGAGGAAAUUAUUUUAUUUUAUUUUUUGAAAAAAAAGUGGAGAGCGAUAUGGAAUUUGACGAACAAGAAGAGCAAGAGGAGGAAAUGGGGAUGCGGGAGCCGCCGCAACCGCCGCCGCCGAGUUACGACUCGCUAGGGAACUCGGCAACCAGGUCCAAAAUCGGCGGCGGUGAGGGAAGGAAGGGCGGGUUCGGCGCUGCUGUGAGGUACAGAGAAUGCCAAAAGAACCACGCCGUGAGCUUCGGCGGCCACGCGGUCGACGGUUGCUGUGAGUUCAUGGCUGCUGGGGAAGACGGCACGCUGGAGGCCGUGAUCUGCGCUGCCUGUAACUGUCACCGGAAUUUCCACCGCAAGGAGAUCGACGGCGAGAUGACGACGUUCCACCACCGCCCGCAGCCGCCGCCGCUACAUCACCACCAAUUGUCCCCUUACUACCACCGGGUACCGCAGCAUCCCGCUGCCGGUUACAUCCACCACCACCUAGCAACUCCGAUGGCGCAUCACCGACCUCUGGCCCUCCCGGCGGCGGCUUCCGGGGGUGGACUUAGCAGAGAAGAGGAGGACAUGUCGAAUCCGAGCAGCAGCGGUGGCGGUGGCUGCGGAGGAGGAUCGAAGAAGCGGUUUAGGACGAAGUUCACGCCGGAACAGAAGGAUAAGAUGCUUGCAUUUGCGGAGCAACUUGGAUGGAGAAUCCAGAAACAUGAUGAACCUGCUGUGGAACAGUUCUGUGCUGAGACCAAUGUGAAGCGAAACGUUCUCAAGGUUUGGAUGCACAAUAACAAGAACACUCUCGGUAAGAAACCCUAAUUUCGGAUGUUAAUUCUUUCUCUCUUUCCAUGUGUUGUGUGUGAAGAAAGUAGACACGAAAAAAAAUUUAUGUAAUUUGAAAUUUAAUUAAUGGAGAUCAAGCUAGGGUUCUUACUCGUUCUUCAUUUGGUUAAGUUAAUUUCAGUUUAUUUUAUGGGAUUUUAGUGUUGGCAAGUCGUGUGCAAGU
Molecule: messenger RNA, 1117 nt
Organism: Abrus precatorius (Indian licorice)
Lineage: Eukaryota; Viridiplantae; Streptophyta; Magnoliopsida; Fabales; Fabaceae
Product: zinc-finger homeodomain protein 2-like
Exons: 1
Coding region: 172-930 (252 amino acids)
Biological process (GO): regulation of DNA-templated transcription; regulation of developmental process
Cellular component (GO): nucleus
Molecular function (GO): DNA-binding transcription factor activity; transcription cis-regulatory region binding
Source: RefSeq, a predicted model, not a curated record